CUCAAGUCCCCAGGUCUCUAGGCCAGUGUAGAUGGACACCCAAGCGCCGGAAGUCCCCUGCGGGGACGUGCUUCAGAACGCGGCAGAAAAUCUACUUCAGGAGCUUGAAGAACAUUUCCGAGCUCUGACUACAACAUUAAACCUCAGAAAAAUGGGAAAUCGCAUCGAGGACCUCCAGAGAAAUGUGGACAACCUAAUGGUUCAAGCUGGAAUUGAGAAUUCUAGCAAAGAACAAACGGGCAUCCUGGAAAGCUUCGAGAUGAAUCUUCAGGUGCUGAGAGAACCAGCAGCUGGUUUCAGCUGGAUCAGAGCUGGAAUGGAUGAUCAAGACAAGUAA
This is a messenger RNA of Acomys russatus (golden spiny mouse), 337 nucleotides long. It is a transcript of the gene Hsbp1l1, whose product is annotated as heat shock factor binding protein 1 like 1. Lineage: Eukaryota; Metazoa; Chordata; Mammalia; Rodentia; Muridae. Gene Ontology annotation, molecular function: transcription corepressor activity. The coding region runs from base 32 to 337 and encodes 101 amino acids. The transcript is spliced from 4 exons. Gene Ontology annotation, cellular component: cytosol; nucleus. Gene Ontology annotation, biological process: cellular heat acclimation. The record is from RefSeq and is a predicted model, not a curated record.